Messenger RNA from Bufo gargarizans (Asiatic toad), 1743 nucleotides. RefSeq names its product Golgi phosphoprotein 3-like A. The record is from RefSeq and is a predicted model, not a curated record. The coding region runs from base 136 to 978 and encodes 280 amino acids. Gene Ontology annotation, molecular function: phosphatidylinositol-4-phosphate binding. Lineage: Eukaryota; Metazoa; Chordata; Amphibia; Anura; Bufonidae. The transcript has 5 exons. Gene Ontology annotation, biological process: Golgi to plasma membrane protein transport; retrograde vesicle-mediated transport, Golgi to endoplasmic reticulum; Golgi organization. Gene Ontology annotation, cellular component: trans-Golgi network; Golgi cisterna; cytosol.
GCCGCAUCUGAUUGGUGGAUUGUGCUGUCAGUCAGUGGCGACACCGAGCGACGUGAAGGAGCGCUGCCCGCCCCGAGCUGAUGUGUCCCAGACCAGGAAGUGAAGUUUUUAAGGAGCUGAACUGAGUGGAGCAGGAUGACCACUUUAAUUCGGCGUGGCCGACGUGGAGAAGAGGGCCCGGACAAGAGGGCCGAUUCUGACGAUUCCAGCAAAGACAAAGAUGAGGAUGCCGCGGGGGACUGUAAGGACAUGAGGCUGACGCUUAUGGAGGAGGUUCUUCUCCUGGGCCUGAAGGACAAAGAGGGUUAUACAUCCUUUUGGAAUGACUGCAUAUCCUCGGGACUACGUGGCGGUAUCCUCAUCGAGCUCGCCCUCAGGGGACGUGUUAUUCUGGAGCCGGCUACUUUACGCAAGAAACGCCUCUUGGAUCGAAGGGUGCUGCUCAAGUCAGAGGCACCAACAGGAGAUGUUCUGUUGGACGAGACCCUGAAACACAUUAAGGCAACCGAUCCUGCGGAAACUGUCCAGAGCUGGAUAGAGUUACUGACCGGUGAAACAUGGAACCCGUUCAAGCUUCAGUACCAACUCCGAAACGUUCGAGAACGUAUUGCCAAGAGCUUGGUGGAGAAGGGAAUCUUGACCACAGAGAAGCAAAACUUCCUGCUCUUCGACAUGACCACCCACCCUGUAACCAAUACCACAGAGAAGCAACGACUGGUGAAGAAGCUGCAAGAAUCUGUCCUCGAAAAGUGGGUGAAUGACCCACAUCGCAUGGACAAACGGACACUGUCCCUGCUGGUCCUGGCCCACUCCUCUGACGUCCUGGAGAACGCCUUCUCCACACUGCCGGAUGACAAGUAUGACAUGGCCAUGAACAGAUCCAAAGACCUCCUAGAUUUGGAUCCUGACGUAGAAGCCACGAAACCCAACUGCACAGAAAUGAUCUGGGCCGUAUUGUCUGCUUUCAACAAAUCUUAAGAUCUAUGGUGGUGGGAAUUAAACCGGACGAAGGAUUCAUCCAUAUUGUUUUCCAGAACGUUCAGUGGGGCAGGAGAGAUGCAGAGAUCGAAAACUUUGCUUGAACAUGAAUUCUGAACCUCCAGCCCCCAAAUACCCUUCCAUCUGCUACCUACCCACAUACCUAGUGUAUUGGUAGAGCACAUGGAAGCAGUGGACUCUGUAGCUACCGUAAUACACGUUUUUGUUUUUUCUUUGUAGGGCUUAAAAAAAAAAUCAGCAAGUAAGGUUCACUCAACAACCUGAUAAUUCUGGAGUCUUCAAUGGUCCAUGGUGAUGUACAUUGGUACAAAUGUGCACCCCCUUCUUCCGUUCUAAAUAGGCUGUGGACUCUUGAGUGGUCAGGUCACAAGCGAGUGACCGUUGUACCUAGUUGAUGUCUCCUGCUCACGUUUUCUAUGACGAUCACACAAAAAGACAUGUAGACUUUUUUGAAGGAUAUGUAUAAGUUGCACAGAUUUGGGCCAUGAUAAAUGUUUUUUUAACUUUUUUUGUUUUUAGGUUGCGAAGCCACUUCUAUAACUUGAUCUCGUUAAUUAUUUGCAAUGUAGCUUUAAUAGAGAGGGGGGAAAAAAAUUAAAAUAUGUUUCUUUAGGAACAGUACAUCGGGAUCUUCGUGAUUUAUUUAUGCUCUUCACAGAAGUUCUUCCUUUCCAGCUUGUAUUGGGCAGAUUUUGUAUCUAGAAGCCUUCAUCCACUGCUUGGGUUGAUAACCAGCCAUUAGGG